Messenger RNA from Ectocarpus siliculosus, 300 nucleotides. The record is from the annotation of a GenBank genome assembly. Lineage: Eukaryota; Phaeophyceae; Ectocarpales; Ectocarpaceae.
AUGGGUUCUGUGCGUCAAGCUGACCAGACCAGUCAAGGCCAGGCAAGCGGAGGUGGCCAGCGCCCGACUGCUUCAUCAAGGGAACAGCAGCAAAGCCAGCAUGUUGAAGAGGGCGGAAAUGUGGCCCAUCAAUCGGGCAACCUCAUGGCGGAAGCCAUGAAGAGAGGAGGAAUCUUGGGCUGGGGAUCCUACUUGACGUUCGCCUGGGCAGGGCCUUUCCUCAAGCUCGGCUCCACUGUCACCCUCAAGGAGGAGCACCUUGAAGGAAUCUACGACAAGCACGAGAGCCACAGAAACUAA